Messenger RNA from Chironomus riparius, 725 nucleotides. NCBI's taxonomy places the organism in Eukaryota, Metazoa, Arthropoda, Insecta, Diptera, Chironomidae. The record is from the annotation of a GenBank genome assembly.
GUAAAUAAAACAUCGUGCAUUUUAUUCUUAUUCGUUUAUAAUUAAAUUAAUUGUUAUAUCAGUCAUUACGGAACAAAAAAAAGAUGCUGAAAGAAAAGAUUGCCAGUUUCUUCAGGUCAAAAACAGCAAUGAAUCCACCAACACCUACGGAAACAAAUAAAGAAAGUGUCAUCGAUGAAAUCAACCAGAAAGCAUCUCAAUUAUUAAAUGAUAGAUGGAUGUUUCACGAAGAACGGGGUUUUGAGCUCUUAAAUUUAUAUCACAACUUAAGGGAGAAAUUAAGAACAUCCAGUGAACCACAAUUAUUAUCCGAUUUGAAUGAUAUCAGUCAGCAAUUAAAAGCCGUCGAAUCGGGCCUUGAAAAUAUAAUAGAAGAUACAGAAGAGUUCCAGACGAUUAUAAAAACAUCGCUUAACAAUCAAAGAGCUUUAUCGCAGGAUGUCCAAGAUCCGAUACUAAAGCAACUCUUGUCAAUGGAAAAUUUCAUGAUUAGAUUGAUGCAGCUGUACGAAAAUGAAUUGUCGAUUAAGAAGAAAGUCAUUGAAAAUAUUUCUAAUAUUGUCUCGUCUGAACAAUCUCAUGUAUUCUUAGCUUCGUGGUCUUCUCACUUAGGCUAUGAAGAAAUUAACAAACUUAUUACGCAGUUGAAAAUUACUUCAGUUGAAUAUUGUUGGAAAAUAUAAAAUUUUCAAUUAUUUAAUUUAAUAUGUUUUUCGUUACUUGUC